Sorex fumeus (smoky shrew) is the source of this 3772-nucleotide messenger RNA. RefSeq names its product spliceosome associated factor 3, U4/U6 recycling protein (gene SART3). Gene Ontology annotation, molecular function: RNA binding; protein binding. The coding region runs from base 1 to 2973 and encodes 990 amino acids. Gene Ontology annotation, biological process: RNA processing. NCBI's taxonomy places the organism in Eukaryota, Metazoa, Chordata, Mammalia, Eulipotyphla, Soricidae. The record is from RefSeq and is a predicted model, not a curated record. The transcript is spliced from 19 exons.
AUGGCGGCGGCGGCUGCGAGCGCGGCUGCGGGGCCGGAGGCUGAGCCCGGGGCCGGGCCCGGGUCCGAGGCGGGGGAGGCCGAGGGGAGGCCGGCCAAGGCCCGGAGGAAGGGGCCGUCGCGGGCGGGGGCCGCGGCGCCCCGCCAGGCCAUGGGGCCGGAGUGGGAGCGGCGGGAGGAGGGCGCGAGCGAGAGCGACGGGGACCCGGAGGAGGAGGAGGAGGAGGGGGAGGGGGAGGAGGGGGAGGGGGAGGACGCGGCGGCCUCGUCGGCCGAGAGCUCGGCCGGGGAGUACGAGUGGGAGUACGACGAGGAGGAGGAGAAGAACCAGCUGGAGAUCGAGCGCCUGGAGGAGCAGCUGUCCAUCAACGUCUACGACUACAACUGCCACGUGGACCUGAUCCGGCUGCUGCGGCUGGAGGGGGAGCUCGCCAAAGUGCGCGUGGCCCGCCAGAAGAUGAGCGAGAUCUUCCCUCUGACGGAAGAGCUCUGGCUGGAGUGGCUGCACGACGAGACCAGCAUGGCCCUGGACGGCCUCGACCGCGAGCACGUCUACGACCUCUUCGAGAAAGCCGUGAAGGACUACAUUUGUCCGAACAUCUGGCUGGAGUAUGGCCAGUACUCGGUUGGCGGGAUUGGUCAGAAGGGCGGCCUGGAGAAGGUGCGCUCUGUGUUCGAGAGGGCGCUGUCGUCCGUCGGCCUGCACAUGACCAAGGGACUCGCCAUCUGGGAGGCCUACCGGGAGUUUGAAAGCGCGAUUGUGGAAGCCGCCCGGCCCAUAGCUGUCUUCCUUUCCCCUUUUGACCGGGAACAAACCUUUGCUUCACAGCUUGAGAAAGUGGACAGUCUCUUCCGGCGGCAGCUGGCCAUCCCCCUCUACGAUAUGGAGGCCACGUUUGCAGAGUACGAAGAAUGGUCCGAAGACCCAAUCCCAGAUUCGGUCAUUCAGAGCUAUAACAAGGCCCUGCAGCAACUGGAGAAGUACAAGCCCUACGAAGACGCACUGUUGAGUGCAGAAGCACCCCGGCUGGCCGAGUACCAAGCGUACAUCGACUUCGAGAUGAAAACCGGCGACCCUGCUCGCGUCCAGCUGAUCUUCGAGCGCGCGCUGGUGGAGAACUGCCUGGUGCCCGACCUAUGGAUCCGCUACAGUCAGUACCUAGAUCGGCAGCUGAAAGUCAAGGAGCUGGUUCUGUCCGCGCACAGCCGAGCCGUGAGAAACUGCCCGUGGACGGUCGCCCUGUGGAGCCGCUACCUCCUGGCCAUGGAGAGGCACGAAGUCGAUCACCGGGUGAUUUCUGGGACCUUUGAGAAAGCUCUGAGCGCUGGCUUCAUCCAGGCCACAGACUACGUGGAGAUCUGGCAGACCUACCUGGACUAUCUGAGGAGAAGGGUGGACUUCAAACAAGACUCGAGCAAAGAGCUGGAAGAGUUGAGGUCUGCGUUCGCCCGCGCCCUGGACUACCUGAAGCAGGAGGUGGAGGAGCGGUUCAACGAGAGUGGGGAUCCCAGCUGUGUGAUCAUGCAGAACUGGGCUCGGAUUGAGGCUCGGCUGUGCAACAACAUGCAGAAGGCUCGGGAACUCUGGGACAGCAUCAUGACCAGAGGAAACGCCAAGUUCGCCAACAUGUGGCUCGAGUACUACAACCUGGAAAGGGCCCACGGCGACACGCAGCACUGCAGGAAGGCCCUGCACCGGGCCGUGCAGUGCACCAGCGACUACCCGGAGCACGUCUGCGAGGUGCUGCUCAGCCUGGAGCGCACAGAAGGAACUUUAGAAGAUUGGGAUGUAGCUGUCCAGAAAACAGAAACUCGGUUAGCUCGUGUGAACGAGCAGAGACUGAAGGCUGCCGAGAAGGAAGCGGCCCUGGCCCAGCAAGAAGAAGAAAAGGCGGAGCAGAGGAAGCGGACUCGGGCCGAGAAGAAAUUGUUGAAGAAGAAGAAAAAGACCAGAGGUGGAGACAAACGGAAAGCGGAGGAGGACGACGAGAGAGAGUGGGGCGAUGAUGAAGAAGAGCAGCCGAGCAAGCGCAGGAGGGUCGAGAACAGCAUCUCCCCCGCUGCCGAGGCGGCCCAGGACCUCGAGGCGGAGACGGGGCUCUUCGGGCGGAGUGGCCCUGCGGACGCCGACACCCCCCCGAAGCAGAAGAGGGACUUGCCCAAGGUGGCCCACGACAGCAGCAAGGACAGCAUCACCGUCUUCGUCAGCAACCUGCCCUACAGCAUGGGGGAGCCGGAGGCCAAGCUCCGGCCGCUCUUCGAGGCCUGCGGGGAGGUGGCGGAGAUCCGCCCCAUCUUCAGCAACCGGGGCGACUUCCGGGGCUACUGCUACGUGGAGUUCCGGGAGGAGCGGGCGGCCCUGCAGGCGCUCGGCUUGGACCGGAAGCACGUCGAAGGGAGGCCGAUGUUCGUCUCCCCCUGUGUGGACAAGAGCAAGAACCCGAACUUCAAGGUGUUCAGGUACAGCACUGCGCUGGAGAAGCACAAGCUCUUCGUCUCGGGCCUGCCUUUCUCCUGCACGAAAGAGGAGCUCGAGGAGAUCUGUAAGGAGCACGGCACUGUGAAGGACAUCCGGCUGGUCACCAACCGGGCGGGCAAGCCCAAGGGCCUGGCCUACGUGGAGUAUGAAAGCGAAUCCCAGGCGUCGCAGGCGGUCUUGAAGAUGGACGGCAUGACGGUCAAAGGGAGUGUCAUCAAGGUGGCCAUCAGCAACCCCCCGCAGAGGAAGGUUCCGGAGAAGCCGGAGGCCAGGAAAGCCCCUGCUGGCCCCAUGGUGCCACGGCAGGUCUACGGAGCGCGGGGGAAGGGCCGGACCCAGCUCGCUCUGCUGCCUCGCGCUCUGCAACGGCCCAACGCCACAGGCCCUCAGGCCGAGAACGGCCCCGCGCCUCAGCCCCCGGGCCCUGCCUCGGGACCUCCGGAAGCCCCCAAGAUGUCCAACGCCGACUUCGCCAAGUUGCUUCUGAGGAAGUGAAUGGGACCUUGAGGAGAGGGAGAUGCCUUACUCAGUGCUGGCCAGGAAGCCCCGCCAGCACCCGCUGGGCCCUCCCCCACGGGCCCCGCUGGCUUGUGCCGAGGGGAAGGGGCGGCCAGGAUGCCAGCGACUCAGGCUCCCUCAUAUUGAGGGCGACCGGAGCACCAUCGCUGCGGCUGGGCACGGGGCUGCUUUCCCGAGCUACUUCUGCGUCUUAAAGAGCGAAAGAGAAACAGAAGUGAGACUUUUGAGACCCACCGUCCAAAUGUUUCUGGCCAGCUGUGGCCCCUUUUUCUAAGACACCAGUGCACAGCAGCGGUACCCCUCACCCUUUCAGUUCUGAAAAGAGAAAAGGGCAGAUGCCAGGAAUUCACCAGGCCUGUUUGGGUAGAGGGACGGGGCUCGGGGAGGUCCCGCAACACCACCGGAUGGAUUUUUGUUCAGGGGGGUUGUGCAUUUUUAUAUGCUGUGUUUGUAAAUGAGACACCCAGCCACCGUUUCAUGUUUCCUAAAAGCAGAAUACUUGUGACGUUUGUAUAGGAAUUCUUUGACCGUUUUCUUUGCCUUGUGGCUAGUGAGCCGUGUCCUUUGUCAGAAUCCUUGUCUCGGCCCUUUGGUUUUGUUUGAACACCAUGUCGAGUGCAAACUUAAAUUCUCCCCACUUAGCUUUGUUCAUUAAACUGAAGUUCUUGUUAACGCCUCUCGCCGAGGUGCUCAGCUGUACAGAUACGGAUGUCUUGGGAAAUGGCUGUACCUUGCUGUAUCUCACGGAUGUGUAAAUAGAACUUUUUGUAAGUCA